Didymodactylos carnosus is the source of this 2028-nucleotide messenger RNA. NCBI's taxonomy places the organism in Eukaryota, Metazoa, Rotifera, Eurotatoria, Philodinida, Philodinidae. The record is from the annotation of a GenBank genome assembly.
AUGACAACAAAUUCAAGCGAAGCAUUAACAAAUUCACAUCAUCUGUCACAUCUGACAGCACCAGUUCUAACCCAUGCUAGUUCAUCAACAACAAUUGCCUACUAUAAUCGUGAUCAAGACCGUUUAAACAACAAUACAGACGCCGGUACUGUUGAUUAUGGUCGACAAUAUCCAUUAUUACCGAAUCAAAAUGGAUUUACAUCAGAUAUGUCUACAACAAGAUCACUACACAAUUUACAAUUAAACACGAACAGUUAUUCACAUAAUGAUCAAAAUGACAUCUUCGAAGAUGCAGUAGAAAAUCUUAACGAUGAUAUCGGUGAUGCUACAAGAUCUUUACCAGCGUCGACGGGUGCAGGAGCAAUGACAGAAAAAGUAGUUGAUUUAACUCAAGGACUAAUAGAUGGAGCACACAUAAUGAAACUUAUAUUUCAAAAUCGUCUCAACGAAGCUUUAGUACUGGCUAAAGAUCAGUAUGUAUCAACUAGAUUAAUCGAACAGCGUAACUUGAUGGAUGACAUGGAAGCAACACUUCAAUCUUUACGACAAACAAUACAUUUAGCAAAAAAAAGAGAAACCUAUCGUUCUUGGAUAUCUUCAGCACUAACUGGCACGAAACAAGUCAUGGGUGAAUAUGAGCUGCAUGCCAAAUUAGUUUAUGCCGAAGCAUUAUUACUACAAGCAUUGCUGAUGUUCAUUCAAGAUCAAGGUUUAUUCAGUUUUCUUAGUGGUGCACUGAAAAUAAAAGAAUGUCAUGAUGCAUUUCUAAAACUAGCCAAAAACAAUGAUCCAUCUAAGUUUUCUACUCCGUUAUUGCAUGAACACUUUGAUUCUGGUGUUCGAAUGGGUAAUGGUGCAUUUAAUCUUAUGAUAGCCAGUUUGCCUCAACGAAUAAUAAAAUAUUUAGAAUUUGCUGGAUUUUCGGGUGAUAAGGAAUAUGGUUUACAAGAAUUGGAAAAAAGUUCAAAGAGCAAUGGCAUUCGUGCUCCGUUAUCAGCACUUUUUCUAUUAGGGUAUCAUACGUUUGCUGGUCAAAUAUUAGGCAAUGGCGAAGGAGAUGUAGAAUUAGCUCAUAAUUUAACAGAAAAUUAUCUCAGAAUAUAUCCGAAUUCGUAUAUGUUUCUCGUGUUUCGAGCUCGUCUGCAAACUUUACGAUGUCAUCUGAAUGAGGGAAUAAGUACUUAUGAACAGGCCAUUAGUUCACAAAAUGAUUGGAGAAAUCUUCACCACAUAUCUCAUUGGGAAAUAUUAUGGUGUCGAGUACUCCUACAUGAGUGGAAUGAAGCAGCUAAGAUGGCUGACAUUUUAUUAAAUGAAAGUAGUUGGAGUAAAGCGACAUACUGUUAUUUAUUAGCAACAUUUUUAUUCGAAGCAAAUAAAGAAGUUGCGUCAGAAGAUAUCAUCAAACUCUACAACCGCGUUCCUGGUUUAAAAAUUAGACUCGCGGGUAAAUCAAUUCCAAUGGAAAAGUACGCCAUAAAAAAAUGUGAACAAUUUCAAGUUCAAAAGUGGCUGUUUUUACCAGCAUUGGAAUUGGUGUAUAUAAUGAACGGCUUUUAUAUUUUAUACCAUAAUGAAAAACAAAUGAGAAAAACAUUGGACAUUGUAAAUAGAGGAUUGGAAAAUCUAAAAGCAACUCAUACAAAUGAUGCUUUUUUCGCGGAUAGUUUGGGAACAGGAUACUUGUUAAGAGGUGUCAUACUCUUUUUCCUUCAUCAUUAUGAUGAAGCACUUGAAGCACUGGAUGAAGUUCUAAGCUUGACAAAACAAUUUGAAGAAAAAUCUUAUUUACCUCCCAAUGCUCUAUUAGAAAAGGGCUUAAUCUAUACAGCCAUGAAACAAAACCAGAAAGCCUCUGAAUGUCUUCACAAAGCAUUAAACGAUCAUAAAGAUUAUCAGCUAGAAUCGCGUUUACAUUUUCGUGCUAACGCAGCAUUAUGGUCUCUUAAACAAAUGGAUGCUCAAGCACGAAAAGAAUCAAAAAAAUCGGGAUCAUCAAAUAAAAAAACUAGUGAUACCCGUUGUUAA